Molecule: messenger RNA, 11647 nt
Organism: Myiozetetes cayanensis
Lineage: Eukaryota; Metazoa; Chordata; Aves; Passeriformes; Tyrannidae
Gene: SSX2IP
Product: SSX family member 2 interacting protein
Exons: 12
Coding region: 6570-8207 (545 amino acids)
Source: RefSeq, a predicted model, not a curated record
CACAGCAAUGCUUUUAUCUGUGUUUCCUCCCAGUAUACCACAGUCUGGAGCGGAAGGAUUUCUGAGCAGAGGUUGUAUCUGGCUUUUUAAAUUUAAUAGCUGCUGAUGGAUGUUUUUCAAAAAAAUUAGAGGCAGUUUAUAUAUUUAGUAUUCAUAGCACUUUAUGGUGAUGUAAGUCCACAGUUUAACUAUACGGAAAAAUGUUCUUAUUUUCCAGCUUUUGCAGUGAAUGUCUUAUUUCACUCUUUAUAACUGCUGUGUUAAAAGAAACAAUGAAUAUUUGUUUUCUAUAUGUUGGUCCUAUUUCUCUAGCUGUUUCCUCUUCUACCUGAAAGUCAUAGCUUAUUAGUUUCCUGGAUGAAAGCACUGGUUGACCUUGUUGCACUGUAUUCAGGUCCGUUCUGCCUUUUUUACAGGGAAGGUUGUACCUGUGUGAUAUUUUAAGCUGGAGAAGCUCAGUGUUCAUACAGAGGCAUAAUGAUAGUCUCUUUCUGUCCCCUGGUCCCGUGUAGUGUUAACUGCCUGUGAGAUGUUAUUUCCAGAGGACUAAUCAUAGUGACCCUGGGAUCUCUUCCCACAUGAUAAUGCCUAAUUACAGGCUCUUGGUUUAUUUAGUAUGAGAACAACCUUCUGCAGUUUGUCAUUCAGUCUGGGUGUUUAAUUUUGUGAAUAGCUCUAUACAGUGCAUGAGUACACCACCUGUUCAUCACCUUUUUAAAUUUACUAAACAACAGAGAUGCCUGCACAGACCACUUUGGGACUCUAAUUUUUGUCUCUUUGGGACUUUCAUAUAUUCUUCUCAUCCUUCUUUACCUUAUUACUACAUUUUGCCCUUUCUCAUUUAUAGUCGGUCAUUAAUAAAUCCUCUGACAUCUUAGUUUAAGAGCCUUUGGAAGGACCAUUGUGAAAAGGUUUUUGACAAUCCAAUUAUGCUGUCUUGCCCAGGUAUGUUAGAUUAUUCCUUCUUCCAGAGCACCAUGGCAGACUCAUUAGUGUACCUUCCUUCCACAGAAGGUAUGCUGACAUUUCACCAGUCCUGUUCAUUUGCAGCUGACAAGUUUGUUCUGUGACACGUUUUGAUUAACAGAAACCUAGAAUUUGCCUGAGAAUUAUUCUCUUAAUUCCCUGGUAAUCUUUAAAGAAAUUAGUUAACUUCUUGCAUUCCAUGCUUGGUUUAACUUGCAGGUUAUAUGCUACUGAAACUCGUGAGUUUCAUAAUUUCUGAUGUCUGGAGUACCAGUUCUGGCUCUGCCUAGUAAAUAUCUCACCAACUUUAGGAACUAGUAAGGUGGUGGUUUGUCUUGUUCUGGUAUUUUAUUUGUUUGGUUUUUUCUUUCUCUUUCUUUUAAGAAGUUGUCUGCUUUGCAGAGACAGAUGAGCUAUAGAGUUGGGCUAAAGUUGAUGAGGAGACAUGCAGAAGAUGGUUUCUGAGGUUUCCCUCUUGUCUGUGAUGUGGAGAGAUUUGGUAACAGAGUGUUCUGCUUCAGCUACGUGUAGUAAGUGGUUUGUAAAUACAAAGAGAGAAAUACCGUUCUGAAGAUUAACAAUAGAACUAUUGUUUAAUGUUAGGAAAAUGCUAAUGUGAAAUUCAUCGUGUUACUUCAAAAUAGGGUAGGAAUUUGAGAGCCAGAUGAAACAUUUCCAUAUGUUUCAAUUUUUUCAAUAAUUAACAGUGUUUCAGUCAACUGUGUAUGUAAAAUGUAGAGUUAAAUCUUGAGGUAGUAGAUCAGAUUAUAUUCCUUGUAACCUGAGUGUUUGAGGCAAAGACCAUGACACAACAGUCAUUGAACACUAAGUUUUAUCAGAUGUGAGAGUAUAUUCUUGUGUGGUUAUAUGGAUUGAGAAGAUUGACUAGUUAAUUUCAUUAAUCCCUUGUUUAUUUUUUAGUUUGUUUGUUUGGUUUUCUUUGGGGUGCCUUUUUUUUUUUUUUAAAGUAAAAUAGAAUGGAGAAUUGUAAUUGGGAUUUUCCAAAUAUGAUGCAUUCAGAAUGAAGCAGAGACUUAAUACCCACAGCCUGGAUGGUUUGGCUUGCUUUUUCACGUUACUUUGGACAAUAAUGGGAAGUUUAGCUGGAAAUCUGACAUUACUUGACGUUCCCAUAUAGUGUGGAUAAGGGGUUGUCAUUCCCUCAUGCUCAUUUUGAAGCUGAUAGAAAACUGGCAAUUUAAUCAUUAUUCUAAGUGUGGGAGGAAAAAUCUGGGGUCUGCUUUGAUUGCAAGACCCAUCAUUAAAAUUACAAGAUUAAAUAAAAGUCACUAAGAGAUUUUUAGAGUAAGAAAUUCUUUUAACUAUACAAAUAUCACUGAAUAAGAUAUACAUAUUAGUGCUAAUUAUAAACUGUUAUUAAAAGUUCUGUAGAGAGAGAAUAAAUGUCAAAACUCUUGGGAGGAAAUGCAGGGACUUUCAUGGCAACUACAUGAAUUAAAACAAGUAUAUGUCAUUAUGUUACAUGGGAUAUAUUUGUAAACGUACAAUGUCUUGACUGGAGUGUAUGUUAAAUUUACCUAGACUUUCAUGUCUUUGUGCCUAUCCAGAUAAAAGCCAUCUGUGUGACAUCUGUGGAUUACUAGACAAAUAUAAAAGCUUUAAACAGCUUCACAGCUCCUUUUGGGUUUUAUUUUAGUGGAAAAAAAUCACAUUGGCUUUUAAGGAAAUGCUCAGUAUGUACCCCCACAAUUUUUCAAGUUGAAACAUAAGCAUGUCACAAGUUGUAGUAGUAUUUGAAACGUGCAGAGAAGGAAUGUUUGGCAAUUUCUGAUUGAUGCAGACUUGAAACUUUUUUUUCCAAGACAUUGCACCUCUCCAGAGGUUCCUUUCCAUAUCCUUUCUACCAUGGGGGGGGUAAAAGUUUUCUAGGUUACCAGAUACUGCAUUUCCAACUUGUAUCACAACCUGUCUAGGUUAAAGACCAGAUGGUGCAAUCUGAUCACAGUACAGUGCUGUGACAAGUGAUUCUCUGCUGAUUGUCUGAAUGAAUUUUACUAACCCAGUUAUGACUGCUCCUUUUCAAGUUUAAGGAUGAUAUUUAGAAAUUUUAAGUAUGCUGCACUGUGUUAAGUUUAUAAUUCUAUUUCUUACUGCUUGUGAUUUUUCAGGUUUUGAUAUGGCCUGAACUCAGACUUUCUUAGGGAGGUUUCUGUCUCGUAUCUUGACAUGUUUAUGGUCAGUCCGUCCCCUGUCCCCCAGAACACAAAACAGUAAUUAAGAAGAGCUACUUUCAGCUCUUUGGGUUUGUGAAAUGUACUAUUUUUAAACUUCACCCUAAAUUUGUUCUUGAAAAGAAAGAUGUACUUAAUUAUCUAGGAGCUUCUAGAAAUAUUUCUGUAGACUUUUGUCCAAAAAUUCCCCAGGUGCCUUUCAAAAAAGUUCUGGUAUGUUAUUACCAUGACAACUUUUUUUUUUUUUUAAGUUCUUUGGGGUUUUUUGUACUUGUUCCAAAAAACACUUGAGUGCUUUGCCUUGAUUACUACUUCUUCAGUAUUAUCCAAGCUCUCUGAUUUAAGCGAGGUGUGUGUUGGAUUUUGUAGUGAGAUGGUUCUGCUGUUACGUUCAUGCAUUUGAAAUUGGAUUCCAGAGGCUCAUCUUUGUACAAUCCAUCCAUGUCUUGUUCUCUCCACUAAUUUCUAGCUUGGAAGAGCAAGUGACACUGCCAACUGGCAGAAUUACAUCUAGAAAGCACUGGAUUGUUACAAGUUUAUGGGCAAGUCAUCAAACCUGCUAGCAAAGUAACUAAUAAAUCCCUGUGUACAGGCAAUGGGCACAGAAGAGAAAUCAUUAAGUAGUUAUGGCAGUUUUAGCUGCUUAGUGGUUUUCUCUUCCACUUGCAAUCACUCAGAUUUUUUGCAUUAGUAUGAGAUGCUGGGAAACAGCAAAAUUAGAUUUUUGCUUGCUAUUGCAUUUUUUUUCUAACCAGGAUUGAAGGCGGGGGGGGACAAAGACAGACAAAAAACCUUCUUGCUACUAAAAGCUCGUAGCAUUCUCUUUUGCAGCUGACAUGGGAUUGUCUUGUUCUGUACUUCUGAAUUUAAUUUGAAAUACAGUAUGUAAAGAUAAAUCAAGUACAAAAUGCUGACCACUCCUUGAAAUGAUUACUUCUUUAAAGCUACUGCACUUGUCUGAUGACAUGUAAUAAUUUGAGAUACUUUGGGGUAGCCUUCUAACAGUUGAAGGAAGUUCUUGAGUUUCAUGCUUUUCAAAUCUUGAAAUUGCUGAGGGUGGCUCUUAGUCUGAUGUAUUAGCAGUGUGCAGUGGACUGCAGGUUGUCUUCUCAAAGCAAAAGACUCUAGAGCUUUCAAGGUUGAAAAAGAAUACAGUUUCAUUAUCUGGACUCUAUUUUACUUCUUACGUACUCUUACUUUGUCUUCACUAGACACCAUUCUGAGCUUGGGUUUGUGUAUUAAUGGUCUGUGUUGUUAACAGUAUCUCCCUAGAGAGUAGUCUUGCUAAAGCAUCUGCACUGAAUGAAUCUGCAUGUGACUCGUGGAUCUCAAAUUUAAAGCAUCAUUUCAUUUGCACACCUGGACUAGUCCUGUUUCUGCUUCCAGUGAAAUGUUGCUUGGGGGGAGAGAUGCUGUGUCAGAAUAGUAUUGUCAGUGUAGAGAGACCUGUGGGUUGAUAAUACUGCACGUUCAGGAAACGUAGGUGAUAAAAUCUCAUAAUGGGUCCAUCAGAAAUGUGAGUAGUAUUUUUGUGGACUUUCCAACCUCCUUAAUGGAAUUUGUGCGUCUUAAGGUUCUUAAUGACCAUUUGAAACAUCUUAUUAGAAUGCAGGAUUGUGAUGUCAGUAGUGAGAACAUACUUGUACCUUAAUUUACUGCCUUUUUCCCUUAUGUUUUCACAUUUAUUUGAUGGAUACAACAGAAAUGAAACUAACAUGUGAGAAGUGUGUCCUCUUAAUGCUUUCAAUUCCAUUUUUAAAAGCAUAGUUAUUUAGUUCAUUUCUGGACAUCUUGGUUUUACAGAGGGGAAAAAAUGGGAAAAUAUGCAUAAAUUUGUAUGGGCUGAGAGAAAGGAGAAAAAACAUUUGCUAAACAAGAACAGCAACUAGAUUGUUGUAUUGACUGUGUUUUAAUGCUGCUUCGUGUACUUUCAGAUGUGAAAGUUUUCAGGAACUACUAAAUUACAACACGUGUGAGGAAUAGCUAUUUGCCUUUUUUCCAUAUAAAUUUAUGAACCUGGAGAAAUACUCAUCCAUCUGGAUACUUUUUUUAGGGGUGUUUUUGUUUCUUUUUUUAGUGCUGAGCAUUCUAUUACAUGAAUGUGCACCAGUAUGAUCUCUUAAAAACUUAGUGUUACUUUGGACAAUAUGUUCUGUGCUUUGUAAUAUUGAUAAGGAUUUUUAUUUUCUCUGUGUUCUCAAGAGACCUUAUGGAUAACAGCACACUUUUUCCCUCUUCCCUUCUUUCCCCCCACCCCGCCCCCCCCAAAUGAUAGCUUUUUCCACAGUGAUAAGAAUACAGUAUUUUGGUGUCAGAAAUUUAGAAGUUGCUUUUCCACAGUGUGUUUAUUGGAACAUUAGCAGGGGGUUACGUGAGAACAUCCUUGUGCUCUACAAGUCUACACAGUCCAUCUAAAAAAGACUUGAAACUUUGUUCUGAAGUGUUGAUUUAAAAAAGGAGCCUUCUUUCCUGUUAGGUGGAAAGUUUGUUUCCCUGAAGUAUUCUUGUUCCCAUAACAGCUGAUGGGUUGUUCUGUCCAAAUCUUAAGCAUCCAAACUGGAUUUAAAAGUUCCAACAGUGAGAUAAUUAAUGCUAUUAUGUGUGUUACUGUGUGGUGGAGGUAGGGUGAGGAGACAAACAAUCUAUUCUUUCUUAUGAGUGGGUGGCUUUCCUUUGGUUUCUGGAGGGUCAGUGCUGUAUUGAGUGGCUGUGCCAACAUGGUAAGGCUUCUCCUGUUUGUUUUUGUCAACAAUUUUGGAAUUUCUGCAAAGAAGCAAGCAACUUGCCAGGGAAAGGCAAUAUAACUAAAAGUUAAUUUAAAUGGUUAAAUAUUAGAAGUUUCUUUGCCCUCCACCAAGUAUCUUCUCUAGAGCCUUUACAACACUUCUCUUUAAGUAAUAAUCCUACUUAGACUUAUCCCACAGAGACUUAUAUUAAAACUUCUUAUAAGUUUACUUUAAUAAAAUUGUUUCCUGGUUAUAUGACAGGAAAAUACUUAAUAUUUGUCUUGCUGUGUUUUCUCUGACACACAUUAACAGAAACAACUGAGUUAUCUAUAAUGUGAGUUAUUAUUUUCACGUGUACUUGGUAUUUUAGCUUUAGUUAAUGGUUUACAAGACAAUUAAGUUCGAAGCUAAAUAUUGAUAGAUGCAUCAUUUUUGCAGUGUAAUAUUUGCUGUGCUUACAGAGUUCCAAAUGCUGUGUAAAGAUGUAGAAAAAUUUUACAUGGUUCAAGUUCAACAGUCAUUCUUCUGUGCCUGCUUUAAUCUUCUAGCUGUAUUAGCUGCUUUUGUUAAUCUAAAAUGCUCCUGCUAUUUUAGGAGAUGCCUACGUAACACACGUUGCCAGCAAUUGUACAAAAUACUUUACCACUGAAGCAGUUGCUCAGGUACCCUGCCUGUUUUUGUUGCUAUGGGCGAUUGGAAGACUUUUAUUGUGCCAGUGCUGUCAUCAGAUAGCAAAAAUAUAUUUCAAUAUACCUCAGAAAGAAAGAGAUCUCCUACAAGCAUGAACUCACAAGUGCUACGCUUGCCACUGCCUUCAUCCAAAAACGUGCACAGCUUUUUCAGUGCCUUCUGCACGGAAGAGAAUAUUGAGCAGAGUAUAUCCUAUAUUGAUAGGGAACUGACAACAUUGGGUUUUCCUUCUAUUUAUACGGAGUCCAAAGGAAAAGAGUUAAAUUUAAUAUCUGUCAUAAAUUGUAUGAAUGAAUUGCUUGCACUCCAGCACAAGAACCUUCGAGCUCAGGAAGAAGUAGAAAUGCAACAUCUGAAACUGGGAAGUGAUAUGGAUCACUUACAGAACUGCUAUGCUAAAUUAAAGGUUCAGAAGUUACAGAACAUAAUUUCAAGUAGAGCUACACAGUACAAUCAUGACAUGAAGAGGAAAGAGAGAGAAUAUAACAAAUUAAAGGAACGCUUGCAUCAAUUAGUCAUGAACAAAAAGGACAAAAAGAUAGCUAUGGAAGUUCUAAAUUAUGUUGGUAGAGCUGACGGGAAGAGAGGUGCAUGGAGGACUGAUAAGACAGAAGUCAGAAAUGAAGAAGAAAUGUACAAAGUUCUGUUAAGUGACUAUGAACAACGCCAAAAACAACUUUUAGUGGAAAAUGCUGAGCUGAAGAAAGUUCUUCAGCAAAUGAAGAAAGAGAUUAUUUCACUUCUCCCACCACAGAAACAGAAACCUAAGGAAAGGUCUGAAGAUGGGCUGGUGCUGUCAGACCUGGAGGAAGAUAUUGGAGAGUUAAAUAAAGAGAAUAUGUGGGAAUUAUCUUGUGAAACUGUGCGAGAGCAACUUACCAACAGCAUUAGAAAACAAUGGAGAAUGUUGAAAAGUCACGUUGAAAAGCUGGAUAACCAAGUGUCACGUGGACAUUCAGGAGCCUGGAAUGAAAACGAUGUCAUUUCAAGAGAAGACCAUGAGCUGGAAACUGAAAAGCUAGAGUUAGAGAUUCAGCAAUGUAAAGAAAUGAUCAAAACUCAGCAACAGCUCUUGCAGCAACAGCUUACAUGUGAUGAUGACACCACUCUGUUACUACAAGACUGCUACUUGCUGGAAGAAAGAGAACGUCUUCAGGAAGAAUGGAGACUAUUUCGAGAACAAAAAAAGAAUUUUGAGAAGGAACGAAGAAGUUUUACAGAAGCUGCUAUUAGAUUAGGACUUGAGAGAAAGGCAUUUGAAGAAGAUAGAGGAACAUGGCUGAAGCAGCAGUUCUUAAGUAUGACUGCUGAUUGCAAGCACUCUGAAAAUGUGACAACUCCAAGUGCCUUCUUAAGAAGUUCUGACCAAGACAAUUGGUUAGUGAAAUCUACAUCUCAGCAAAGGAAACCUCCCUCUGUGUUGAAUGGUCCUGUUUCAGCAGAACCUUGCCAGACAUCUCAGUAUCUUACACAUAACAGUGUUGAAUCAAAAAAAAUUGCUGGAGACAGCAUGCCAAAUCUGUGGGUAGAAAAUGAUGACAAAGAAGAAACUGAAGAAUGCACAAAGUCGUGGGAAGACUCUGGAGCUGACACUCUGCUCUGUAGAAACUUGCACAUGGAACAACUGCCUUAGACUUCCUAGGGUUGCCAGCUGGGUUUUUUGUUAGAGAUUUGUUCAUAAACUUAUCAUUCUAAAUGAAACAGAAUGCUGUGAGUUUGAUCAUUCUUCUGGAGGAUUAUGUGGUGAUCUGAAUUGUGGUGUGUGUGUAUGUGCGUGCACAUGGCUUUUAAUUUUUAGACCAUUUCUUGCCUCUUUUUCUUGCAACUCUUGAAAGAAAAUAAUUUAAAAAUAUAUGAAAGCUUUGAUAUUUUUCUAGUAAGAGAAGCUCUGGUUCUAUGAAUGAAGCAAUGGUCUGAAACUUUAACUGUAAUGAAAUACUGGAUCCUAAUGUUACCUUUCAUCACAGGCAGAGAUAGCACUUUUAGAAAUUGUUUAAUUACUGGAAGCAUUCAUUUAUGUUUUAAGUGUUACUGGCACUAAAUCCUCUUGCCUUCACUUGAAUGUACAGUAUACUGUAGAUUUUUAACAAAACAGGUUCUAUAUUUAUUGUGUGAUUUGAAAAUACCUCUUUGAUAUUUCAGUGACUUAAAGCGCAAAAACUUUAUAUAUUUGUAAAUAGACCAAGUGGUUAUGCUGAGAAACCAUGAAAUUAAACACAUGCGUACAUAAAUAUUAUUUUACAUUGCAUUUUAAAUUGUUUUAUAGUGAUACUCAGUUUACAGAUGCGUUAGGACUUUCAAUGGUUCAGUCAGGAACCAAAGUCUUUUGAAUGUGAACAAUAAAUGUGUAAUUCUAUCCUAAAAAGCCCUGGUUCUCUAUUUUGUGUGCACUGAAGCUAUAAGCUUUCAUGGUUGUAGGACUGUAUACAAUGUUUACCAAUCUGGUGCUGGUUUUGUAUUAUAUUAAUUUUUCCUUUUAAUUGACUGCAGAAUAUUUUUUGUGUUGCCUUUGGGAAGUCUCUUGUUUAUAAUGUAAUAAAAAUAGCCAAGUAAAGGUAGGAUGUUUCAGAGUCUCCUUCACCUGACUCAAUGCAUGUAAUUUUCCUUGCCCAGUACAAGUCCAUCUUGUCUCUUGUUGAGUUUUUGUGCAUCUGUGAUCACAUCUAUAGCUCUAAUCCUGGCAUAAUUGGCCUUUUGGAAGGUGUCUAAGAAAAUUCUGCCUUUCUCAGGGUCACAGGUGGGAAAUUAACUCAAGCUUAGAUUCCUUCACUGAAAAUACAUAGCUGCUCUGCCCAUUUUCUUCAGAAUUGGGUGUAAUGUAGUGAUUGGACUACACAGAAAAAUAGCAGUGGAAUAACAUAGGGAAGAAAAGAAACUGGAGUUCUUCAAGAAGCUAAGGCAGAAAGCUGCAGUUUCUCCUUCUUAAUUUAGUACACUGAGUUACUGCUUGAGAUGAAGUAGUAGCCAAUGUAAACUGCAGAGGAUACUUGUGUGGUUUUCACAUGGCACCCUUCAGGAAGCAGAAGUGGAUGAAAUUAUAUUCUUGGUUGGCUUUCUGCUGCAUGGGUGGUAGUGGGGUUAGAAGGACAGAACAUUGUAUUUCUCUGUUUCUCCAGUUCUUCCCCAGUAAAUGGGUGAUCCCAGUCAUGUUGUUUGCUGCAGGUGUUUGGAAGAGUACAGUUAUUGCUGGGUUUCCCAUAAAUUGUUGGGUAGUCCUUGCCUGAAUUUUAGUUAUGGAAGAAUAAAAACACAUUCAAAAAUAUAUGUAAAUAAACAAAGUGAAAAAUGUAAUAUACUAAGUGGGAGAACAGUACUGUGCAUGUAGGGUUAUGUUCAAGGCAGUAGGUGACUGAAGGCCUGUUAAGUCCAUGGCUGAGGCAGGAUCUGGAUGCCACUAGGGGCUGCUGCUGCUUUAAGGUGAGCUUGGGGGUGCCUUAUUGGGACACUUACAUGCAUUUGCUUUACUUGGGCCCUCUUUCUUCAGACUAGUUUUCUUCAUGGAAGUAACUUUUAGGAUAAUAAUGCCUUGAAGAACAAAAGUUACCUAUUUAUUCUUUUGUUUGUGUCUAUAGAGUGAUUAGCAAAUAAUAAACAUUUUUGUAGUAAUUCUUUGCUUUAACAUUCUGUAAUUCAUCUUGUGGAAAUGUGUUUGAAUGCCUCCAUGGGAAAAGCAACUGUGCUAGAAGGGUGUAUGCAGUUGAGUUCUGAGCUGGCUUCAGGCCUGGAAGUCUGAGAUACAGAUUCAGUCCUGUUCCUGUAAAGAAGUCAAACAUAGUUUUUGGAUCACUCUAUAUAUAGUGAGUGGAAAGCUUUUAAAUCUGAUGCUCCUGCUAAUAGUGGUAUGACUGCCACAGAUGGUGACAGUGUAGUACUUCAUGGUGUUGGAAACAACUGCAGGAUCUUACUCAGAGACUGUUGAAGAACAGAAGGGGAGGCUUCUUGCAGGAAUGUAGUACAGGUGUGUCACUUCACACAACUGUAUAUUUGAGGUAAUAGAACAAGUGCCCUAUCUAAGGAACAAGAAAUACAGACUACCAGUGACUGAUUACCAUACAGCUAUUGUUAGCUACCUAUGCAUGAUAUUGAAAAGAUGAGUUGUUACCUAAAACUGUGGUGUUUUGUUUCAUAAAAAUCUUUAAAUAUAAUAUUGCUGCUUUUUCAGUCUAUGAUGGGAGUGCUUUUAUCAUAAAUAUUAGUCUGAUUAGGUAUGAGAACUUACUUUCCAGGAUUAUAUUAGAACUGAUAAUUUUUUUCUCCUUCAUCUGCAAUGGUUAAGGAUGAUACAAUGUAGUUUUUGCAAUAUAGACUGUAUAGUGAAGAAACUAAUAAAUGAAAAUUUUUCUUAAGAGAACUUUCUCCCUACAAAACAGCCUCUUCCUAAUUUGAAGAACUGCCUCCACCAAAUUCUGCAGACUUGUAGCAGGAUAAAAAUAUUCCUAUGUAUAUACAAACAAAAAAAAAAAUCAUAUCUUAGCUUUUUGUUCAGGGUCAUUCUAUGUACACUUCAACCAGGUCAAGGUGACUGAUAUAUUUAGAUAAUAUCAAUGCAAACAUUAUUCUUGAAAGGAAAAUUGAAAUAUAUGCAGGGUAAUGGCUUUGCUGUAUAUAUUGAAUUAGCAGGUUAGUUAUUACUUGUGCAGCUUUUUUUUUUUUUUUUUUUUAAUUUGCAGUUAUCACAAAGCUUUUGUGUGUGAAGGCUUUUGCAAAGACAUCUUGGUUUUAGAUUUUUCUCUUCCACUGCCCCCAUCUGAUUUGCAAGAGAAGUAGAUGACAAGGUACUAAAGUUUGAUGUAGUUGGAUAGAAAAACUGAUCUCAAAAGAAGUGUUUAAAUUAUCAGAUUAUUUAUUUAUUGCUUUCAAACAAAACAUCUGAUCUCUAAUGUUAACUAUGCCCUGCAAAGUUGCACUGCAACAAAAAAAUAAAAUCCCAUGGUAUAUUUUUUGUUACAUUUUUCAUACUGACACAAUGUUCGUGUUCCCUUAUUCAAGUUUUGAGUCCAGUGGAAUGCAUAACAGGUAACUUUGUUUUGAAGAAAUGUCUAACAAUAAAAAAUUAAUUCUAACUAUAUGAAA